CCCUGUAAGUAUGCGGAUCCUCUCAGUCAGCAACAUUACUGGGGACAUGAGGCAUCCUCCUAAUGUCCAACAUGCUUAGGUGAAGGGGGUAUUAGCAGUAAUGCUGCUCGGUCAGUCAGUGUCCUCUGUCUGCUGUGUAGUACCCUGGUGAUCACUAUGGGGAGCACCAAGAAGGUAGGAAACUCAUGGAACAGGAGGCAGAGUUUAUUCCCCAACUACAAAGUCACAGACUCAGAUACCACUCGAAGACCUUCUGAGACUGUUUAUCCACUAGCCAAGGAGAGCUGUGUGAAGACAUGGAACUCCAUGCAGGAACUGAGCAGGGAUAUCUAUGAUAUUUAUGCUGAGUAUGAGGAUGAAGAAGAUGAUGGUGGCCCGUACAGCUUCUCCAGGCAGAUAUCGCCCUCCAAAAAGAAUUAUGUGAUCAACAUUAAUGUCGGGGGGAAGCCCUAUCAGAUAGCAUACAAAAUGGCAGCAAAGUACCCCAAAACCAGAAUAGGGCGACUGGCCACAUACACGGAUCACAACAUGAAACUGGACUUGUGCGAUGACUACAUAGUGACUAACAAUGAGUACUUCUUUGACAGGGACCCAGAGGUCUUCCACAGCAUAUUUAACUUCUACAGGACGGGUGUGCUGUGGAUUAAGGAUGAACUGUGUCCCCGCAACUUCCUGGAGGAGAUCAACUACUGGGGGGUGAGGAUCAAAAAUACCAAUCGCUGCUGCCGCAUCUCCUUCGAGGAAAGGCAGGAUGAGCUGAACGACCAGCUAAAGAUCCAGAGGGAAUUGGAGGCUGAGGUGGAGAUUGAGGAGAAUGAGGAGCUGUUCCACGACAUGUUCAUGGGACAGACACGUCGAGCUAUAUGGAACUUGAUGGAGAAACCUUUUUCUUCUGUCAAGGCGAAGAUGAUGGCUGUGGCCUCCAGCCUUUUUGUCCUGAUCUCCCUGGUGGCCAUGACCCUCAACACGGUGAAGGAGAUGCAGUACAAAACGCAUGCAGGUCACCUGAGUGGCAAGACAUACUGUGAUUAUGUAGAGUCCAUAUGCAUUGCUUUCUUUACCAUGGAUUAUGUGCUGCGUCUGAUAUCCACACCUGAUAUCAGAUCCUUCAGCAGGAGUGUCCUCAAUACUGUGGACCUCAUUGCCAUCCUGCCUCAGUACCUGCAGGGCAUCCUGGAGUUCUUCGACAGCGAGAAAAACUAUGUGAAGCACGAGGCUGACAUGCAGGCAGUGGGGCAGGUGGGGAAACUGGGGCAAGUGUUGAGGAUCAUGAGACUGAUGCGAAUCUUUCGAAUCCUGAAGCUGGCUCGUCACUCCACCGGUCUGAGGGCGUUUGGCUUCACCCUACGCCAGUGCUACCAACAAGUGGGCUGCCUCUUCCUGUUUAUCGCUAUGGGCAUCUUUAGCUUUUCUGCCAUGGUUUUCACUGUGGAGCAUGACAUGCCGCAGACAAACUUUACCAGCAUACCUCAUGCAUGGUGGUGGGCAGCUGUGAGCAUCUCCACCGUGGGCUAUGGAGAUGUGUACCCAGAGACCAUACUGGGUCGUGUCUUCGCCUUCAUUUGCAUCGCGUUUGGAAUCAUUCUCAAUGGCCUGCCUAUUUCCAUCCUCUUUAACAAGUUCUCAGACUAUUACUCCAAACUUAAAUCCAACCAGUACACAGCCUGCCUAAAGAAACGUGGGAAAGUGAGGUUUUCUAGGAGGACAAUAAAUACGUUCAGCAGCUGCUUUGGAAGCCACCACUGAUUG
Molecule: messenger RNA, 1749 nt
Organism: Girardinichthys multiradiatus
Lineage: Eukaryota; Metazoa; Chordata; Actinopteri; Cyprinodontiformes; Goodeidae
Product: potassium voltage-gated channel subfamily V member 2-like
Exons: 2
Coding region: 157-1746 (529 amino acids)
Biological process (GO): potassium ion transmembrane transport; protein homooligomerization
Cellular component (GO): membrane; voltage-gated potassium channel complex
Molecular function (GO): voltage-gated potassium channel activity
Source: RefSeq, a predicted model, not a curated record